Molecule: messenger RNA, 1984 nt
Organism: Xiphophorus couchianus (Monterrey platyfish)
Lineage: Eukaryota; Metazoa; Chordata; Actinopteri; Cyprinodontiformes; Poeciliidae
Product: nuclear factor 7, ovary-like
Exons: 2
Coding region: 270-1655 (461 amino acids)
Molecular function (GO): protein binding; zinc ion binding
Source: RefSeq, a predicted model, not a curated record
UCUGAAACUGCAGAAAAACAGGAAAUUCUAUAGAGGGCACUACAUCUUUGUCUCAAAGUCAAAACAGCAGGAAACAGUUUAGAGAGAAAAAAAACUAAUCGAGAAAGCACACUGAGGAUCACUUGUUUCACAAAACUUCUUUACCUGUUCAGAGCAAACUAACGCUGAACAAGGAGAGCAGAGAGAGAGCAGGGAGACUGCGACACUGAAACAGACGCCUGCAAAAAGAAAAAUCAGGAAAUCAAAGUGAAACUUCACUCAGAGACAAAAUGGCUUCCAGAUCAGAGGAGGAUCUCUGCUGUCCGGUCUGUCAGGACGUCUUUAUGGAUCCGGUUGUUCUGUCAUGUAGCCACAGCUUCUGUAAGGAAUGUCUGAAGAACUGGUGGAGAGAGAAACCAGCAAGAGAGUGUCCAGUUUGUAAGACCAUAUCAUUCACCAAAGAUCCUCCAGUUAGUCUGACUCUGAAGAGACUCUGUGAAUUAUUCCUACAACAGAGAAACCAAAAUGUUUCAGAAAGUCUCUGCAGUCUGCACUCUGAGAAACUCAAACUCUUCUGUCUGGACCACCUGGAAUCAAUUUGCUCCAUCUGUAGAGAUUCAAAAAAACACACCGACCACAGAUUCAGACCCAUCGAUGAAGCUGCUCAGGAUCACAGAGAGAAUCUGGAAACAUUUCUGGAGCCUUUAAAGAAGAAACUGAAGCUGAAGAAGGAAGUUAAAGAAAAGUUUGAUCAGACAGCAGAACACAUGAAGGUCCAGGCCCGACACACAGAGAGGCAGAUUGUUGAGCAGUUUAAGAAGCUUCAUCAGUUUCUAGCAGAGGAAGAGGAGGCCAGGCUGGCUGCACUGAGGGAGGAAGAGGACCAGAAGAGAGGGAUGAUGAAGGAGAAGAUGGAGGCUCUGAGCAGAGAGAUAGCAGCUCUUUCAGACACAGUCAGAGCCACAGAGGAGGAGCUGAGAGCUGAAGACGUCUCAUUCCUGCACAACUACAAGGCUGCAGUGGAAAGAGUCCAGCGCUGCCCCCUGCUGGAGGAUCCACAGCUGCCCUCAGGAGCUCUGAUAGACCAGGCCAAACAUCUGGGCAACCUGGCCUUCAACAUCUGGAGCAACAUGAAGAACAUGGUGACCUACACUCCUCUGGUUCUGGACCCAAACACGGCUGGGUCAAGACUCUUCCUGUCUGAAGAUCUGACCAGUUGGACAGUAGGAGAGAUGCAGCAGCUUCCUUAUAAUCCAGAGAGGUUCAAGACAUGCCGUUCUGUUCUGAGCUCUGAGGGUUUUAACUCAGGGAACCACAGCUGGGAUGUUGAUGUUGGACACAGUGAAGACUGGAUGCUUGGUGUGUUUGCAGAAUCUGUCCAGAGGAAGGGAGACAUAGAGUCUGGAUUGUUGGUUUUAGGGUUCAGUAAAGGUAAACACUCAGCAUGUUCUCCAUCAGCUGCUUUCACAUUUCUCUCAGUCCAGAAGAAACUCCAGAGGAUCGGAGUGAAUCUGGACUGGGACGGAGGGAAGCUGUCGUUCUCUGAUCUGGACACUAACACACACAUACACACCUUCACACACACCUUCACUGAAAAGAUGUUUCCAUUCUUCAACACUCAUGAUAAAAUAAAAAUCAUGCCAAUGAAGAUCUCUGUGGUCAAACAGCAGCUCUGAUCUUCUCAGCAUGAAGAACACAAGGUCUAAAUGAAACCAUAUUUAUCAAAUCACAAAUCACAUGACAGGUUUUCAUGUUUACUUGAGGAACAUCUCAACAGAUUGCUAGUUGGAUGAAACCAUUUAGUUUCUGAUUAGCACCAAUAACUCUCAGCGUUUCUGUCUGACUUCAUGUCUGCUGCUCCACAACAUGGAAACAUUCUGGGUUUAGUUUCUGUUACAUAAUCUUUUUGUUCAUAUGAGGUGAGAAGGACUUUGUUAAAAGGUAGAAACUUUUCUUCAUGAGACUGGAAGUUGGUUUCAAGUGUGAAAAUAAAAAGUAAACUGUU